Molecule: messenger RNA, 34421 nt
Organism: Porites lobata
Lineage: Eukaryota; Metazoa; Cnidaria; Anthozoa; Scleractinia; Poritidae
Source: the annotation of a GenBank genome assembly
AUGAGCAAGACCAACUCUAAGGCGGGGUAAGUCUAAAUAACAUUCACGAGCUUUUAUAGCUUUUUUAAAAAUGUCGAAGUUUAACUUAAACUUAAAUUAACUUUCAAACAGGAACUUUCUUCCUUAGCGUCAAGUUGUCUUUUAUUAUUUAUAGGGGUACUGCAAGGAUAGGCGCCUUGCUUGAACAACUGCAAAAACUUUGUCUCGCUGGUUCAGAGGCGAAAUAUGAGCAAGAUAAGGUUGAUGUGGAACAGUUGCGCUACGUUACAAAUAAAAUCCAUCAGCUUUUGUCAUCUCAAGGUUAGUUAAGAGCUUAUAAUAAAGUAGAUGAUCAUUCCUUUGAGUUUAGUAUUUCCGAUAUAGCAUAAUAAACUUGCCAUCUCCUUGUAUUUAUGACCAUUCGUCUCAGUAAAAGAAAAAAUUGAAAAAAAGCGCUGUUGCCGUAUUAUCAGCAGGCUUUAUGGAGCUUAAAUGGAGCAUUGCGGGUAAAUUAAUGGGUAAAUAAAGUAAAUAUGAUUAAUGGUCGUUAAUAUAUCAUUUCAGUCAUUCCUCUUGAAAAGUGCUUGCAUGUACAUGUAAGUGCUCUCGACAUACGCACAGCUGCAGCAUGAACUAAUUGUUUUAUAACAUUAUCAAAGCGAUCAAUGCAUCAGUUCACUUAAAAUUUUAUUAUUGUAGGGCGCGAAAGCAGUACGCGUCAAUGUUUACGUGAGUAUAUUUUUUUCCCUCACAGUUAAGCUUAUGUUUUUAUCCUGAAACGGAGAGAAAGUGUACUCUAAAAUGGUUGUAAAAUCCAUAUUUAGGUGCCGGAAAACUAUUAAUUCACCGAAAAAUUGUUAUUGAGAGAAAACAACUUUGCGAAGAAUGAUCUCACGCCAUCAGCGUGCUCAAUAGGAAUAUGAAGCACGCUCGCGCUAUUGAAUUUGAUUAGGGGAAUUUUCUAGCUAUGUUAUAAUUAAUAUUUGUGUACUUGUAUUAAUAAUCUUAUAAUUUUAUUAACUGUUAUUCUCUCUUUUUGGGGUGGGGCUUAUAAUAUAAACACCAGCUCUGUCAUUGCAUUAAUUAGGUGUGAAAGAGUGAUUUUCCAUAUCAGAGAAACUCUCUCUAUAAAGGCAGAGAUGUAUGCAGGGGUCAGUUUAAUAAAACUUUUACACGUGUAAAUUAUUUACAAGUGUAGCUAUUGUUCUCAGACUCUAAAACAAUGGCUACACUUGUAAAUUACACGUGCAAAAGUUUUAUUAAAUUGACCCCUGGUCCAGCAUAGACCAUCUUAGAGAGAGGUGGCUGUAGACAGUCAAAGUGUUUUUUCUUUUUUUUUUUCCAGAGAAAUGCCGCAAAGAUCUUACCACAAAGUUCACUGAUGGCCUCUCAACACUGCUUGUUGUUCUGGAGGUGCGAUUGUGUGAAACUUGAAACUUUCAUUGUUUUAGCCAGAGAAAACAGCUGACGUUUCAUGAUGCCACCACUGGUUUCCCUGCAAAAUGACGUCUGAGAAACAAGCACAGAAAUCCCAUAUUAAUGACGCAUCACUACCCAGAUCUGGUUAGUGACACAUCUUCAGUAUGAAUUUCUGUGCUCAUUUCUCAGACAUCAUUACACAGGGAAAUCACCUGUGGUCUUGUAUAGAGCACAGCAGAUCCUAGGCUAACAUUCUUUGGCUUGUCCUUUACACCAUAAUAGUCAUCCUGUGCCAAACAACAACUGUACAUGUAUGUGGUGUUACAGACUUCAGCUCAAACUGUUUUUAAUACAGCACUACAUGUACACUAUACAUGUACACAUUUAGCACAACAAUAGCAGGCUAAGGGUGCACAUGUACAAACUGGUACUACCCUGACUUUAUGGGGCUGACACAUACCACUGAACCAGCAGCUUAGUAUAAUAAUUAUACUAAUAAAUUAUAUUGUUACCCAGACAAUAGGACAGAAACAAAUUAUUUUGAAUACUUGUAAACAUAAAAAGUAAACAUCCCAGUGGAUGGGGGCAAACUAGUUUACUGAAGUAUUAGUUUACAAGUAUGACAAAGGAGUUAAACUAUGAGCUACCAAGAGCAACCUGAGCUUAUAACAAAAGGCACACUUGAAUCAGGAGUGACCAUUCCAGUUCCUUCAUAAAGCAGCCAUGCUGCCUUCUGACAGAAGCAUAUAAGACCCAUAUAAUGCUGAAGCUUCUAAAUUUCCUUAUUUGUUUGGAACCAUGUUGGGGUUCUUUAGCUGUCCAAUCAGAGGCACGGGUUUUUCUUUUGUCCAAAUAUGGAAUCAGACAAUUGAAGGUACCCUCCUGAAAAGUAGCUAAUUACAAAUUCUUUAAGUCCUUAAGAGUUCUCGAAGUACAUCCACGACUCAAUAGCACACAUUAAGCCGUUUAAAUUUGUUAUUUAACAUAAUCAAUGGACGAAAACAUUAUUUUAUAUUUAGGCUGCCAGGUAGUGGAGCUGAUGAGUGUGUUGUCAUUGUCGUGUGCUAAGCUGCACUAUGGCAUGUAGGAAUGAUUUUCUUUGCAAAUACUUUCCCUAAAAAUAACCUUCUUAUUUGAUAAGCAGAGGACUGUAGUUUUUCUGUCUCAGUGUUCAGUGCAAAACAUGCUAUAUGUUAUUCUGAACAACUUUAUGCAUCGCUCCUAAUGUUAAGAUAACAACCUUUGAAAACUAUCAGGUAAACAAAUAGGCUCACAUAAUGUUGAUGCAUACUCUUUUGAGCACACACUAGCUUUCGUCUUAAGCCAGGCCUGUAAGAUGUGUAUCAUAAUAAUAAAAUCAUUAGUUGACUUUUGUCUUGUCUGAAAUAAGUCAAUCAUGGUCAUAUUGGAUUCCAAUUUUUGUCAAAUUUACUCCAUAACACAGAACUGUAAUUAUUGCUCUUGUAGCUCUUUGUUACCUCACAAUACAAGGUUUCACAACACUAGUGUGGCAGUCUCUCAUUUCAGUGAUUCCAUAUUAGGAAGUAAAUUUUGAUUGGCUUUCCAAAAAACCCCAGAAUUGGAAUAGAGUUUUAGGGUUAUAUGCUUCUGCUUCUGAUGAUAGCCAAGUUCCAGGGCUCAAAAUAAUGACCUGUCAAUGGACAUUGCUUGGCCAAGAUGAUUAUCUGUCUUUUGUUAAGUUAUUCUCCUUGUACAUUUUUAACAUUUUGACCGGUCAGAAGAGAGAUGUAAUUAAGCUACACUGUUUUCAUUCAGAUUUUAUGAUGCAUUUUUUGGUUACAAAGUUUUUGAAAGUAGACUAGUUGCUUCUUCUUUCUAGAAAAAAGUAGCCGACUUCUCUGAGCAAAGUAGCUGGCGCGUUUCAUCAACCGUCGUUGCUCAUUGAAACCCCUGAUGACUAGUUUAAUAACAUGUUGAUUACUCAUUAAUUAAUUAAUCAUUGACUAUGAUGUAGCACUGUUCACUAAUGUAAGCUUUACUACAUAUUUGAUCCCUUUAAUGAAAAUAUUUAUUUCAGAUGUCCUUGGACACUCAGCUGACAUUAAAUAUUUUGGGCUGCCUUUGUGAAUUGCUAACUACAGGUGAGGUUCCUUUUCUUAGCUUAUAUAAUAUACAACUGUAUAUAAGUUACAAAAAUUCUGUAAUUAAUUUGUGGAACUAUUCAUUCUUACUCAAUGGGUCAACUUUUGGGCUUUUAGCUAAGCAUUGAAAUCUGGGCAUCCAGUCUAAAUUUUUUUCCUUUAGGAUUAUUUUGAGAGAUAAAAAGGUGAAUUUUCCUUAAAUUUCUUCUUAAAAUGGCCAUCCACCGGAAACCUGGACACUCUUUGGGCUUUUAUUUAGAUUUUGAAAGCUGAAUGCCCAGGAAGCAUGGAUUCCUAUAAAUUAAGAGAUUAUGUGCACAAAACUGCUAAACUUUGAUCUCAAAUUUGUGAUAACUUGGAUGCAAUUUCAAUGCUGAAAUCACUGGCCCAGCGUUUAAACAUACAUGUGCAAUUCCAGACUGUAACCAGAUUACCGCUCUUUUCAUACAAUCAAUUGUAAGUCUUUGAAAAGUAUAAUACACAGAAAACAGCAAGGCAAGAGAAGCGGUUCAUUUGUUAUCAUGGACAAUACUAUUCAUUAUGGUACAGGUGCAUUUUGUAUGAUACAAGUACGCUGUACAUAGCCUUGUUUUGUUGCUUACAAGUUUCAUGAUACUUAGAUGUAACAAUUAUUGGAUCAGGCUGAAUAUCAUCUGAAGAAUUAUGGAUAGAGGAGGGCGUUAUCCGCCGAAGCCGAUUAGGCCAAGGUGGAUAACACUCUCCGGGAUUCAAUAAUAAAUUAUUUUAUUAUUCAUUAAAAAUAAUUCCUAGCUUAAAAACAAGCUGUAAAGUUGAUCUUUAUUGGCAAGUUUUAGGAGAUAAAGGGUUGUUCAGUACUGCAAAUAUUCUCAAAAUAUCAGAUGUUGUCCGUCGAGUUGUCUUCUUGCUGUUCUUGCUAUGUUUUUAGCCAACAGAAUGAUUAUAGUUUGCCUAUUUCUGCCUCGUGAAAAAAGUGAUAUGUUCCACCAUUUUGUACUCACUUCCAAAACAACUCAACCACAUCCCCAGGUCUUCUUGGUUAAUUGUUCAAUAAUCUGGCGAUCAUGCUGCACAAUAUUGAUGUCAUUUUUCACAUACAGGUGUAUCGUUUUGGUAGAGUAGCUGGUGGUGAUGAAUUAUGUGUGGGAUUUUAGCCAAUCAGAAACCGAGAAAUUAAUAUUUUUAAUGAAUAAUAUACAUUGUAUGUACAUGUAGUUCUUUUGUUAUGGAUUGUGAUAUUUCAACUGCAUCUUGCUGCUCUAGAUCAGUCAAUAGUGUGAGACUAAUUUUAAUUACACUAUGGUUGCUUGUGAUUGGCUCUUUAAUAUGAACCUCACUCAAGUGUUAAUUCCUUUAGGAAAAAGAGCCUCUGUUCUUGCUGCCAAGGGAACGGUGGAUAUUAUUCUGAGAGUUGUUGUGAACACAAGUAAAGACACCUCAGUCUGCGCAGAGGAAAUCCUGCUAUUGAGCCAUGUUAUUCUAACUAAAGUGGGACCCAAAGGUAAAAUACUGUACAUGCUUAUCAAGUCAAUUAAAGAGGGCUCAUAUAUAUCCUCUAAAACCUUUGAAUUUUUAGAGUCCUUUUUAGGUCUUGAAAGUCCUUGAAAUUCUCUUGUGUUCAUUUUGGACCUUGAAGUUUAAUUGAGGAGCAUUUUCAAUUGUCCAAAAAACUUUGGCAAAUACCAGUCUAAAGCCACCAGUCGGGAAUAAAAUCAGCAUUGAGGAAGUGAAAGUCAGAUAUGGACAGCCUGUGAUGAAAAGGCUGAGGUCUAGAAUAGUUAGCAGUGCCAUUGCAUCAGUUAAUUCAUGCAUUCACAUUGUAGAUGAUACUGAUCAUGAUUGUGCGUGACGAAAUAUUUUCAUUUUUUCUUAGUUUAUUUGGAAUCUGUGUUAAAAGUAAUUUAUUAGGUCCUUGAAAUUAAAAAUAGGGACUUUGAAAGUCCUUGAAAAGUCCUUGAAUUUAAUGUCUGAAGUAGUGUAUGAACCCCGAUUAAAAAAACAGUGUAUUUAAUUAUUUUUUAGUUAUUAAUAAUGUACUGAUUUGUGAAAACAUACAUGGUAUCAAGGCCGGAAGCGCAAGAUAUGUAGACUGUAUUUUACCUGCAUGGAUUGCUUCUUUGUAAGCCAUCUAAAGAGGAUUUGCUUGUUUGAAUUGAAAAGCAUAACUCAGAAACAUAAUAUUCCACAAAGUAAUUUUGAUUUUUGAUUCUUGUCAAUUAAACCUUUGUACAUGUAAGAAGAAUAUUUAAGUUGCUUUCCAAAUUUUUUUUACAUGUUUUGUUAGAGUUUUGAUUGAAUCAUUGGCGUAAGAUAUUGAUCGCAACAUAUUGACUGCAUACUGCAGGUCUUCAUUAGGCAAUAGUGUCAAUUUACUGUUUGGGACUAUUUGUACCACUGUAGUUGUUAGUAAUAUUGGCAUAUCAGGAACCUCACUCAUGAUGGUUGGUGGUUUUCAAUCCAAAGCAUUGUAAGUGUUAAAUAUCAGAGGAGGAAACUGUUCCCUCAGUGAGGGGGGCGUAAGGGGGGUCCGAAAACCGCAAAACCGCACAGAAAUACGCCAAAAAACCGCAAACCGCAUCGGAUUUUUUCCCGAAUACCGAAACCGCGCGUACAUGUAGGCCACAAUAUGAAAGCUGACGUCAGCAAGACUUGUGAUAUAUUCUGACUAGGAGUAAUCGGAGCUUAGGAGAGUGUGUUCGAUAUGUUUGUUAGGCAUACAAAUAGCAGUUGAGGCGAAAGGGUGGUUGCGAUAUCGAUAAAUAUGAUUAUGGCAUAUUUUGAACGUAUUAGGGUUGCAUACAGCGAAACCUCUAUUUAAACUGUGUAUCAUAAGAACGUUUUCAAAAGAUAUCGUAUGGUUCGGUGUCAAGUGCUUUAAAUCGGAGGAGACAUUGGCCAGAGUGCGUCGUAAAUGGAACAUUUUGUUUCACUGGCGCGAGUUACAGGGCGCAGUUGCUCAAAGGUCGAUUAGUGCUUAACCCGGGAUUCUUUUUCUUUCUUCAAAAACAUUUCUUCGGAUAAUUUUCUCUGUUGUUUUUAAGAGCAUCCAAUCAUCAACUUGUUGACAAAAUGAAUUACAUUGAAUUUACUGUUUUAAAAGCUUUCACAUCUGAAUUCAAACUUCGCACUAACCCUGUCAAAGCCUUCAAUGGUACGAGUGUGCGGCUCACGUCAAUAACUUUUCCAGUAAUUUGGUCCAGCAUGUUGAUUUCAGUGACUCGAGAGUGGCGCUACUGUGGGCUGGUUUAUAAGUUUUUCCUAAUAAAUAACGUAGAGUUAAAGUGUUCGUUUGUCCGGUGCCGAAAAUAUCACAAGUCAUGAUCAAAUGGCGCUGCCGAGCUUCACAUCUCGGUAGAUUUACUUUGUGGCACAAGGGCUGCCGAGCCACACAAGUCGGUAGAUUUACUUUUUGACACAACGACCGCCAAGCUACACAACUCGGUAAAUUUACUUUGUGGCAUAACGGCCGCCGAACUUAACAUGGUUUGAUGCAUGCACCAGGAGUCGCAGACAUUUUCCAAAGACAAUGAAGGCUUAAUCCAAAGUAAAAUUUAACAGCAAACUUCUGAAAGAUUUAACGCUUUAGACGAUUCAGCAAACACAUAUCGAUGUAAGCUUUACUUAAGAUUUAGCAAACUUUUUAAAAGAUGAACGCAUUUACUUAAGACAGAAUAUCAGACCUUAGCAAACCUUUGAAAGGUGAAUGCCGAGGACACAAGAAUCACCACAUGGAUUAGCGCGUCAAAGUGAGGCAAAACUUAAGCAAGCUCCUCAAAGCGAGGCAAAUGUGUGUAAUUUAUUUACUUAUUUAAAAAUGCAAUCUCAAAAAACCUCCCUUAUUAAUUGCACAAGACACCCAAUAAUGCACACAACACCCAACACAAAUUAGGGGUUGCGUUCGCAUUACCUUAACGCAUAAUAACAUUGUGCGUUAGUAUUAAACAUACCAUCAUAAAGCUAACGAUAUAUUGUACUACACUAUUAUACUCUAUUAACUACUAACCAAAUGCCAAGUAUGCUGGUCAUGUACUUGAACGAGUAUUGAUAUCUCCCUUGACUUUGAAAAACUCUGUAACUGAUCCUGUACGUCUUACAUUGGGUGACUGAUUACUUUGGACGACCCUGUGCUAGUUGUGGAACGCGGAAUAAAUGUUUCUUCUGGAAAUGUGACCUUCUUGUCUCGUAAAGGGUUCACGUUCAGUGGAGAAGACGAUUGUUAAAACGCACAGCUCUUCUGAAAUUCUCCCCUUCCUUUCCUUCUUCAUAGAAGAUUGCCACGCAAUUAAUUUUUACGUCCUCUUCGCUUUCAGUUGCGACCUCGACGACCUCAAUUGCCAUCGUCGCCCAUUGAAUCAAAGCAACGAGAACACGACGCUGAACGGCUGUACGAGCUAACAUCCGGCAGCUGAUUUUUUUACGCAUCACUGGCCAAAACGGUUAAUCAUAUUAAGUAUUAACUGGAAAAGGCCGUAACUGCAAACCACAGAGUUAAAUUGUAAGCUGAUAUAAUGAACCCUGAUGCGUUGUAAAACAAAACACUUGGCUCGCGCUUGCAAAACAACGGGAUGCCGACCGUUCUAAAGUGUGUUAUCACCGCAGACACUUUUUUCACCGAAAACCGCGACUUAAAUGUUGUAGUAACCGCAAACCGCUUAGUGUUUUGAAACCGCAAUACCGCGAGUUAAAAUAAAAAUUACCGCAAAACCGCACCAAAAAUAACGCAAAACCGCAUCACCGCAAACCCUUACGCCCCCCUCCUCAGUGGUCUGCUGUUGCUGUGGCAGCAAGCAGCCCAUCGCCACCACAGUAGACCACAUUGAUUGACAAUAAGCUUAAGUGACUAUUAUGAAGCAAAAGAUAAAUGUUUCCAAAGUGUUUUCUGUAAUGUUAUGUGCUUUUUUUACCCCUCAGAUCGUAAGCUGUGCAUUAAAGCUCGUUUGACAGGUGCUCUUCAAGUGACAAUGAAUGUCAUCAAGAAUAAUACUGCAUUCUUUAAAGUUCUUCAACCAGCCUUACAAGUUCUUAAACUAUACUCUGCUAACUGUAAGUCUAUAGCCAUGUUUUCCCUUUACUCUACUUUUUCUAACUGUAAAUGAAUAACUUUUUUUUUUCAACCCACUGACAUCAAACAUUGCAAAGGAAAUGCCACUUUUCAAAGGUAUUUGCUUUUGUCAUCCCUUCUAUUAGGAGUAAAAUCUGGUAAAACUUACUUCCAACAAUUAGUAAAAAAAAAACGAAACAAUAGGCUUGAUUUCCAUUGCUUUCCCAAGUCCAGUGAGUGUGGGCUUAUUUUCCUGAACAGCUGCUGGUAAUCGAGCCUAAUAAAAUAAAUUCUCAAGUUUUUGUUAACACAGAAACUAAUCAAAGUUAACUUUCAUGUGUUCAAAUUGAAAUUUAAUUUCCCAUUUGUCUAUAUGAUGGCAAAAAAACAGCACCUGUACUGCAGUAGUUUUCAAGGGCAGAAAGCCUGCUGCAGCAAUGUAGAAGUUGAUAAGUGUUGAGUUAGCAAUUGAAAAAUUAUUGGAAAAUUAUUGGCAUCUUCAAAGGGCUUUCCUUAUUUUGUGAAUUUUAUAGUACAGUUUAUUUUCAUUAUUUAUAAUUCAUGUAAGUAAUCAGUUGUUUUUUGUUGUUGUCAAAUUGCCAGCUGUUAACUGUAAUGCCUUGGCAAAGGCAGGAGCGGUUGGUGUACUUUUCAAAGUUGUUACAAGCUGUGGUCACAAGAGAGUCAUCUGUUUAAAGUGAGAACGUUAAUGUACUUUAAUACUAGCUAGCUCAGAGCACUUGAUGAGAACCCGGUCUAUCAACCCCCUUUCCCCUUCUCAGUGACAUCUACUUUGGCUCAGGAAAUCUGUCAAACUGCUCAAUUAAAACAUGCUAGCCUGACGUGUUGUUCCACUAGCCCCUGGCUAUCGGACAGCACCUCUAUUGUGCCUCCACAAUAAAUUUAUUAUGUUAUUCAGCCUUAUGGUUAUUGACAGGAGACUGAUAGGGAAUAAAAUAUACUACUACUACUGCUACUGCUACUGCUACUGCUACUCCUACUCCUACUCCUACUCCUACUCCUACUCCUGCUCCUACUACUACUACUACUACUACUGCUACUGCUACUGCUACUGCUACUGCUACUGCUACUGCUACUCCUACUACUGCUACUGCUACUGCUACUGCUACUCCUACUACUACUGCUACUGCUACUGCUACUGCUACUGCUACUGCUACUGCUACUGCUACUGCUACUGCUACUGCUACUGCUACUACUACUGCUACUACUACUACUACUAAUUUAUAACAAUAAUAUUUUUAUUGUUGUUGUGACAAUCAUGUUAUUUUUCAAUGAUUAUUAGGUUAGUGCUGGAGAUUUUAGCCACUCUUGUUAAGUCAAGUAAGUUUUUUCAAAUGUUUUUCUUUUGUACAGAAUAUUAAUAAUAAUGGUGAAUAAUACUGUCAGUCACAAGAUUUACUUGUAAUAAUUUAAGGUUAUAGUUUUGCUGUGAUUGGAUAGAUAUAUAUGUAGAUUAAACAUGGUUGUUGACUUCAAUAGGACAGUAACAACAGAACCACAAUUUUACUCACAUUUUAGUGUUCUUCUCUGAUUCUUACUAAAGUCCUUUUUCAACUAACAAAGCACAAUGUAAAGAAAAUAAUUUACUUGCAAAUUUAUGCAUCCUCUCACACAAAAAAUGCUUUUGUACAGGGUUAUUGUCUGUUUAUUGCUACCUAUAUGGAAAGUUAUUUUUAGAUCAUUUUAGCUCCUUACUAUUUCUCACAAAAGAUGUCUUUGUCCUGCAAUAUGAUUUUCCUUUUGAAGUAUUCUUGUGUUUUAGAAUAAUCUUGUGAGCAGAUUCUUAUACAGCCAAGCUACACCUAAGUUAUUGAUUAUUGCAUUACAGAGAACUGUGCAUCCAAAGCUGUCAGUUAUGGAGCUGUUCCAAUGCUGUUACAGAUGUUUUGUGAUUGGCAGAGAACUGAUCAUCAUCACAGACAAACCAACAUAAGAAAGGCCAUUCUAAAUGUUAUCAAGAACAUCACCAUGUCAAGUAUGAUGAUAUUUUUAAGUUCUAAUUAUUAAAGUUCAUACAAAUUGUUGCAGUAAGAGCAGUUUUCAGUCAUUGUGUUUGUGGUUACAUGUAAACCAAAAUAAUUGUUUUCAUGAAAAUUAGGCUUCUAAUGCUGUGGUGUUGUGUAUUUUAUCAAUCUCAUGUCACUUGCAAUAAAUUAUCUCUAUUAUUAUCCUUAAAAAAACAUAAGUAGUUAAAAAGAGUAAUAAUGAACAUAUUAUUCAAGAGCUAAUUAAGUGCUCGGUUUGAAUCAAAACACUAUACAGAGCUGCUGGAUAAACUGUUUUUUGCCCCAUCCAGUGUGAUGUGACCAGUGGGAAAUUCCUAAUACUUUUUGCAUUCUACCAGAAGUUUUAGUAUAUUAUUUCUCUACUAACUGAUCAUACAUAUGUACAGGAACUGGCAAGAAGGCAUUUAUUCAAGCAGAUGGUAUAAAGACCCUCUAUACAUUGUCUCUGGAAACUUUGGAAUGUAAGUUUGCUUUAGACUGAAAAAAAAGGCAGGCUGCGCUUGUCUGUAAGUCUUAAGCUCAUGCCUGUCAUUGAUUUUUUUUUUACAAAAAAGUUCAACUCUCGCAGGACUGGUUAGGAACACCAACAUGGCCGCUACUUCAUUGUUUGGGGACACCAGUGUGAUUGAUGUGGUGUCAUGUGAAAAUGCUCUAUAUACACAGUGCUGUAUCAAGUGAGCGUUUUGAUCAGUUAUAUCAGUGUGUGACAUGUAAUGACAGCUCUGACUCUGGAUUUAAAACCCCCUCAUGGUUCGUACAACCUUGAAAAGGUCUUGAAUUUUAGUAGUUGUCUUGAAAAGUCCUUGAAGUCGGUUAAGGUCCUUGAAAAGUACUUAUUUCUUUAUUAGGUCUUAAAAAGUCCUUGAAAUUCACUACCUUGUUUACACCACACUAUUUCUGUGAAAUUAGAUUAUCUUACGAGGAGAAUUUGCCUCAUCCUCGGUGUAAGAACCUGUAAAACUCACGGGUAACGUAAAAACCUUUUUGGCAUGAAAUUACUUUAUUUCUGUUCAAAUGGUAUUUCUGUACCUCAUAUGCAGCCGUAAGUCAUACCCAACGACUGCUUCCAUUUUACAAAGUGUUGUUACAGAAAGUAGUGUAAAAUAAUGUGAUCAACGUAAUUACUCCAUUCAGUGUUUUAGCCAUAAGGUGUUCAAAAGGGGGUUAAAGAAUACUGAUUUUUUGCUUAAAUCGUAGUCCUUGAAAAGUCCUUGAAAUUUGUUUGUCUGAAGUUGUACCAACCGUGCCACUAAUAAAACAUAAGAUUAAUCUGCCCUAACUCAACAUGAAGCGGCCAGGCUUGUUCAUCACAGUGUCUUGUUAAAGAGUUACUUGUUCACUGUAGUUGUUGUAUGGAUGUUGUUGGAUCUCAGGAGAACUCCCUCUAUUAGAUAAAUGUAUAUAUUGUGGUCGUUAAUGAUGCGUGGAGUGUUUCAUUGGGAGACUGAGAAAUUCAACUCUUUGCCUAUUCCUGUUAAUCACCAGUCAUGUUUCUCAUAGGUCGCGAACUUGAAGGCGUCAAUAACCUUAGUAGCCAGAUAUUACGGAGGUGUUUCCCCACCAACAAGUUGCCAGUAUCAACUCUGUCAUCCCCAGUAGCAUUUGCUUUGUUGGAUUUGGACAGCGCUGCCCAUUCAACUGCUGAAGAUCUACAGGAUGACAGUGGAGAAGGUGAGUAAAAGCAGUUUUCUGUCUUAUCCUGAGAACUCCGUGAUAGGAACUAGUAGUAAAAUCUUCAGUAUCCAUAAAUCAUAAAUGCACUGUGCUUCCUCUUAAGCAGUCUUUUAGAGGUAUGCACUUGUCUUCAUUCUGUGAGGUGCUUUACAAGUGUACUUUUCCGAAAAACACUUAUUUCUCUGAACCUGCGCGUUACCUCCGUGAGAAUCCUUCGGCUUCCGUCCACACGUAGCCGGUGAAUCCGGAAUACGAAUCCGCAACUAUUUGAAUCCGCUCUCCAGAGUGGAAAUUUUUGAAUACGCUCUGAAUCCGAAAUCGUGUGGACGCUAAAUCCGGAUAUUUUUUAUCGUGUGACGUAACAAGAUAGAGCCCAGGCCCCAGUUGUUCAAAAGGUGGAUAACGCUAUCCAUCGGAUAAAUCUCUAUCCACUGGAUAGUAAAGCAAUUGGUUUCCCAGAUACUUAUCCAUUGGAGAGCGAUUUAUCCGGUGAAUAGCGCUAUCCAGCUUUUGAACACCCGGGGCCAGUUCAUUACCCUGAAUACUGUAUUAAUUUAGGAUGGCAACCUCGUUCCCAGGUUCUCUCUGUUACUCGUCGAGGAGUCAACCUUGCUCUUCGCAUUUUUCUUUGAUUUCUGGGCUGAUUCUGCCAUAAUUCUAGAUACGAAUUUUGCGCGCCUAACGACGCAUACUCUGAUGCCAAUAUUCCCAGAGGAGUCCCGGGUACACGUGUGGACGUGGAAGUUUCUGAAGCCACAAAGAAAAAUUUGCGGAUUAAAAAAUAUCUGGGUACAUUACAUUUUUUGGUGUCACUUGACUUUCCUUGUUGCUCCUUAUCUUUAUAGGCACUUAAUUUCACAGAAACGUUUAGAUUUACAAAAUUUAUUUAAAAGACCGAUUUCGAGGGCCUAAGGCUAUUAUUGUCAAUGUUCCGGUGUUUUGUCAGAGACGUCGGAUUAUAAGAAAUGUAGAAAAACAAUCGUUUUCAACAAACAGAACCACAUUCACCAUUCUGUAAUUUGAUUUUUUCAAACCAGGUGAAUCGUCAGAGAUUGAAUCUGAAGAAGAUGAUGAUGAAAGUGGUAGCACCAGUCAAGAUGACAAAGAAAUGUCUGAUAGUGGAAAAACUACAAAACCUGGGAGCAAAGCACCCAAGGAGAACAAACCAAAGCCAAGAGAUGAUUUGGUUAUGUAUGAAAAGUUCUUUCCAGAGCUGUUUGAAUUUCAGGUGGGUACUGAUUAGGCGAAAGAAUAUAGGGAACUGACCUAACACGUGAGCGAAACGACUUUUAAAGACGUUGGCGAACAGGUCAGUGCCGGAUAAUGAGGGUACGCGACGUCAACCGCCACCAGGGGAGGUGGGAGGGGCGAUACUUUGAAGUCGUUUCCACUAAACUUUGUUGAACUGGCCAAGAGUCGGCCAACACCGAGCAGUUCUAAGCAAGGGCGGUAGUGCAUCAUGCCUUCAACGUGCAGGCACAAUACGAUUUCCCGCGUCACGGGCCAAUUAUGUAUGCCGUGAGAAUAGAUAAUGGGAGGUCAGUAAUGUUGAAAAAAGUUGUUCCUUGCUGCUGUUGGUCUUGGCCCUCUCCGUCAGUCAUGCGAGUUGGCUGUUGCUCAAUUCUUUUAUCGAGUUAGUCAAUUUAAGUUAUCCAUUUACAAAGACAAUGCGUAAGUCUGUAACAUGACUAGUCAGCAUGUCAAUUAAGCAGUUGGCCAGUUAGCAAGUGAAUCAAUCACCUAGUCAGUCAGCCAGUCAGUCAGUCAUUGUCAGUAAAUCAGUCAAACAGUAAUCAAUCAAUCAUCUGUCAAUGGUCAGUAAGUCCAUCAGUCACUGAGGCAGUCAGUCAUUGAACAUUCUGUGAGUCAAUCAACCAGUCAGUCAUUCAGUCACUAAGUCAGUCAGUGAAUCAAUCAAUCAGUCAAUCAGUCUGUUAGUCAGUCAAUCAUUCCUUCAAUCCGUAACCCAGCUAGUGGGUGAAUACCAUUGAGGUAAAACAUAUGUUCAAGUCCAUCAAAUUGAAUUUGAACUUGAAUGUUACAAAGCCUUUCUUUAAUUUAAUACUUCAUUCCGAGCUUCAAUUCAAGGGGGAAUAGUAUUUCUUCGGUCAUCGGUGGCUACUCUCUAUUUAAACUCGAAUGAAUCAUCCAUUCACUCACUGGCUGUUGAUUUGACAGGUUGAGACUGCAGAACCUAUGGAGGAUGAUGAGACAUUUGUAUCAUAUCCAAUCGUGAUACCAACAGGUGCUGAGGAGCCGCUAUCAUGCUCACCAACGGGACCAAACUGCUUGUCAAACCAGCUUGAUUCCAUGAAUUUUGAUAGGUGUGUUAUAUACUUGUAUAAUCUGAAGUGAAGAGCUAUAUCGAUUUUCGUAUGACCUUGAAGAAUGGUUUCGGUAAAAGUUUGUUAUUUGUUUUACCAGCCAAUGGAUGAUCAAAACACGGCCUCUUCGUUUUACCGCGAAAGAAAACCUUAAUAUGGAGAAGGCAUAGUUCGAUUGGCCAGUCCUUUGCAGUAUGACGUCAAAGCGAAGUAUCGGUUGAGUUCUAGAAAGUUCUCGGGCGUGAAGUUUUUCCACCCGAGCGUUCGCUUAAUCAACCAAGAGCCACACGCGUUGGUAUCCGUUCGAUUAACCAAUCAAAUCCCUCUAUUUCCGUUCUUUUGUUGUUUCUGUUUUGUUCGCGCAUUUUCAUUUCAAGGUCAUACGAAAAUCGCUCCAUCUUUAAAUUAAAUUGUACAACUGUAGCACUACCCACCUUACACGGCUACGUUCUUACGCCCCGGACGACCCGUUGAAAAUUUGAGCGUUUAGGUGUUCCGUUCAUACGAAAUAAAGAAAAGUAAGACGUCUAGACGUUCAAUGGCCCGUGUAAAUAAAUAUUGAACGGUCCCGUGUUAACGAAGUGUUCGGUCAACUUUUUCAGCUAUUUAUCCGUUACCGUGUGUACGUAGCCAACAUGCGAUUGCAUGCAUGGUUCAUAAGUAAUCAGUGGCGGAUCCAGGAGAGGGGUCCGCCCCACCUUUAUUUUUAGACCAAACUGAGGACCAAAGGGCCGGAAAAAAUUUUUUUGAGACCGUCCAAACCAACUACGCGACUGACUAGUGACGAGAACGACUUCGUGAAAGCUAAAACGCCAUACGGGAAAGAAACCUCUGCUCACAGGGUACCCACUUUACUCAGGCGAGAUGAAGAAAAAAGCUACUCCAACCUUGAUUUUUCUUAUUUUGUGUUUCAAUCUCCCAAAGUCCACCUAACCAUUCAAAAGCGAGUGAAACGAUGACGCAAGGCACAGCAACACAGGAAGAGCUUACAGAAGACGAAAGACCUUACUCAGAUGACAAUCCCACUGCUGAUAACUACGGACAGUGCAAGAGCGUCCUGCCAAUUAUCAAGACACCCGCUCCUGAUAUUUAUGGUCACUACCCACCAGUUGAACCUGAACCUUUGGGACAGAAGAAAACAGGGCUUCAGAGGUAUGCGAGUCGCCUAUAGUCCACUAAACGUAGGCAUGUAGCUUGAAAUGAUGUUUAUCAUAAUGUAUUAAUAGAGGCGAACUUUCUCAAAGUGAACACUUUAGUCCAGCUGGUGACCUGACCUGGUAAAACACAGAUAAGGGUCUGUUACAAAAUGCCAUGCAAAUGUUUCCAUCUUACUGUAACCAUUUAUUAAUUAAAACGCUACAGCUUCUCACGUUUCUACGCCGAAAACGCGUCGCCUAAUUGGCCACUUUCAAUGUAAUUUUAGUUGCCAUUUUUAUACGCCAUGGCGACCCAAACGGUCGCAGCUUGGAGUGCUCUGAAGGGAUGAUUAUUAAAUUGUUCGUAUCCGUAAAGUUUCGUCUCUCUUUCACCACGCAUCCAGCGCGGACUCAUGGAUAUUUGUUUAACCUUACGUGCUCAGCUCUUUCGAUGCUAACACGCAGGGUUCAUUUUACCGCGUAAUUGAAAAUUAAAAAUUUUCUCCACGGGGUCCAGGGCCUUUUAAGACCCUCGGAGAAUGUCUGUCUUUUCCACCAUUCCGGGAAAACGUCUGGAAUUUGGAGCGAAUAAUUUAUUGUGUGACUGGGGCGUAGAAUGCAGUGGAAGAAUUAAGGCUAUGAAUUAUUUUCUUUCGGAAAUUAACCCAAUAGAGAACCUUUAAUUUUUUAUUUUACUCUUGCUAAUUUCCUGGAAUUUGGAAUGAGAACCCAGUUUGCAACGCAUUCUGUUUUCCCCCUUUUUCCAGAACUAUGAUCUUCAGGGAUAUUGAGCGUCAAAUUCAUCCUCAAAGAGUCAUAAACAAAGUCGUUUUUGACUUGGAUCUAAUAAUGAAGCAGCAGGAGCCCGAUGCGGACGAUAACUGUUUGUUAGCGGUAGCUAAGGAGCAGCUCAAGCUUGGACACGCCCGUAAACCUAGCAACUCCAGGUUUGUCGUACCUCGGCAUACUGAAAUACGUUAUACGGUAAUAGAGAGUUUAAGCUUCAUCAGGGCUGUCAUUAAGAGGCGGGGGCCGGAGCUUUCCCGCGGCUACUAUGAACGUGGCCCCCGACUACUUUGAAAGGAAAAUAGAAGAAAAAUGGAGCCAAAAGAAACCCUUAGCUGAUUAAUUCCCCGCCUUCUUUUUUUGUUUACCCGGCAACUUAAAAUCCUAGUGACAACCCUGGCUUCAUGUUGAGAAUUUCUCAAAAUAGAAAAUGAACAAAUAAAAACAGCUCAAAACAAUUCGUGUGGAAAAAAAUGUCGUGAAACUACUAAUUUAGGUGUGGGAAUAAUGAACAGCAAUCGACAAGUAAAGAGGAAACUUGGUCACGUGGUACAAAUUCGUGUUUGCCGUUUGACGUAAACGUGAUGCUUAACCUUUCAAAUACCUGGCCACUGUUAUUGUUAUAAAUGUGGGAGACACUCAUUACAAUAAUGGAGCUCUAAUGUUUUAGUUUGAACGAAAUCCUUUGGAUGUGUAUACAGUGUUAGCUGUAAGUCGGUUGACCUUGUUCUUAUUACAGUAUAUCGGAGGGUGAAAGAUCUCCUGAAGAGACAGCCAAACCUCUGAAGUUUGAGUCAAGGUUUGAAAGUGGGAAUCUUCGAAAAGCUAUUCAGGUCAGAAUUUGGUGUGUAUGUUGUCGUAGAUUUUUUUAUCUCAGGUAAUUUUUAUUUUUCCUUUGUUUCAACUUCAUUAGCAUACAUUACCGUACAUUACCAUAAUCAAAAACAAAGGAAAAACAAAAAAUUACAUGUGAUAAAAAAAUAACUGCAGCAUUUACGUUAUGAACCUGCAUUAACAAUUUAGAAUUUAAAUGAAGAAUUGUCAUAUAUGAUAUUGACUGGUUAUAGCUGACGUGUAGGUUCUAGAAGCUACACACAGGUACAGCUCCAAAUGGCAAAAGAACCAAAAGAUAUGCAUUAGUUGCAGGACCCAAGAAUUUUACGAGUUUCCUCAGUUUCAUUUCAUUCAUCAAUCAUUCCCUGCGUUUUGUAAGAGAAAAUUAAAGUCCAGUAAAUUUUCUUCCACGUUUUGGAUUUGUCGACCAGUAAAAGAGCGUGCCAUCCGUUUCAGCAGAACACCUGACUGGUAAGCUUAAAGGAGCUGUGUCACAAAAUUUGUCAAAAUUUAAAUAGUAGAAACUGCCACCAAACUUAGUGGAACAUAAAAAUAAGGGCUCAAAACAUUCAAAAAAGGUGUAAGUAACACCGGAAAUACAAACGAGCCACGGAUGGACAAAAUUGACGAAGAUAAAAACGGAUUGCAAUUGUAGUUUUUGAAACCUUGUCAGUCUAACAGUCAACUCGUUCCCAGGUUCUCUCUCCUACUAGGAGAGAACCUUGGGAACGAGAUUGUCUAACAGGUUUUCAAAGUUCGUUUUUGUUGUUUGUGACGUUUGAUAUAAUGCUUGCGAGACACAUGUUUGACACGAAGCUGUGAUUUUUUAUAAGCAUGUAAUUUCUCAAGUUUCAUAGCGAAUAAGGACGCGUAAUUGGCAUUAUUAACAAAAUGAACCAGACAGCCAUGACGCAGCCCCUUUAAUCAAACAACAAAUUACAAAUUAUCGACCCUUUCGGUAGUUUGAAAGGAGGCCAACAUACCUCUGUGAAAGGCAAAAUCUGUUCUCGGGUUAAAUCCGAAUUUUCUUUGUCUCCUAUGAAUAAUAAAGGCUUGAAAACGGGGGAAAUUCUGGAUCAAAGUACGUUAAAUACUGAGUUAACCUCAGAUCGAUUCUACCUACAACAUCUCCUGAUACAAAGAUGUCUUUUGCCCUCGCAUUUAGCAUCAAUAUUUAACCUUAGGCGUAACUCUAACAAAAUUCUCUAACCUAAUUGGUUGACAGAGUCACAUAUGAGCUAAAUAGAGAUCGAUGUGUGUAGCACAUUUCAGGCUCAGCAUCUUACACUACAGCGUACUCUUUUAGGUGCGUGAUUACGAAUAUGAUUUGGUCCUGAAUCCGGACAUCAACUGUAAGCACCAUCACCAAUGGUUUUACUUCGAGGUGGGUGUCUUUGGUUGCUUAAUGUUCUAAGAUUUGGGUCGAGUUGUUCGAAGGGCAAAUCCAGUGUUACUCGCAUGCUCUUUUAGAGUCAGCUGCGUACCCUGGGUACCAGAGGUUUUUUUUCUCGCGUGCGGCGGAAUGUCACAGAGUCCCCCCCGAGAGGGGUGGUCUAGACCAUCUUUAUGCUUGAUAGGUAUGUGCCGCUGUGAAGAGUAUUGUAGGUCAUCAUUUUCUAGGAACAUGUUCAGUGGGUUGACGAUUUUAGGUAAGACUAGAGAAACAGUUGGCAGUUUAGUGUAGUAUUAGUAUUGGGUGGCAAAAUUCAGCAGAACUUGGUCUGGUGUAAGCUAAAGGUUCCAGGGUCUAGACAGCUCAUCCCACCUACAUCUCAUUUCUUGAAGCUUAGUUUUAGGAGCUAAAAGUUUUCAAAUAGCUUAAAAAUUGGCUUUGCUUUGUUUUCAGGUCAGCAAUAUGAACGCUGAAAUUCCUUACAAAUUCAACAUCGUCAAUUGUGAGAAGAUAAAUAGUCAGUUUAAUUUCGGUAAGAGAAAGCCGCACCUUAUACAUCACUAGAAAGUAAUAUACUGUUUGUGUAAAACCAUUCACAAUGAACGGCGGGCUGGUACGACCUGUAGAAAACUUUCCUGAAUUUCUUUUCGGCAAACGUUUAUGGUUGCCGCGAAACCUAUAACCCGUUUGUCCAUCAGCUUUGUCGCCUUGUCUCUGAGCAACAGGGUGUAGGUUUCUUUACCUAGAUGCACAUUUUUGCUUUCUUUUAGGAAUGCAGCCGGUCAUGUAUUCUACAAUAGAAGCUCAAGAAGGUCGAGCAGGAUGGAUUCGAGCAGGAACCAAUGUCUGUUAUUAUAGAAAUUACUUUACUCGAAGCCGCGAGGCAACCGGUGGGCUAGGAGGAAAAACUUACUACACUUCAACAUUCACUAUUGCAUUUCCUCAUGCGAAUGAUGUGUGUUACUUUGCCUAUCACUAUCCGUAUACAUUUACGAUGCUUCAGGUAGGUUCGUGCAACAAUGCACUCAUUAAUCUCCUCUAACGUAGCUCUCUGAUUUGGAUGCAACUUAAGAUAUUGUUUUCUGUUAGUUGUAAUGUUGUUUUGAUUUUGACGUGGUCUGUUUCAUGUUGCAGGGUCAUUUGUCACGGUUGGAGUCAUCUCUAAACACCAAAGAUAUUUAUUACCGCCGAAUGACGCUCUGCAGCAGCUUAGGAGGAAAUCCAUGUGACGUCAUCACUAUUACUGCGCAGCCUCGAGAAGGAGAUGCUAAGUCCAUUGAAAUACUGAGUAAGAAAACAAAGCCGAUUCUGUGUUUAAGUGAGAGUGUGCUAACGAAAUGAUGGAGUCCUGGCCUUGCGCUUACCUAAUUUUUAUGUAAUAUAUCAAGCAUGAGACGCAGUGUUUCAUCACCAGAUGAAACACUGAGAAGAGAGUUGAAAAAACGAUGCGCAGCGGAGUAUUUAUGUCGAAAUUCGACAUGCGAGUAUGAUGCGUUGCAGUUAGAUGCAACAACACUGGCGACCCCAAGGAAGGGAUAGGCAUGCAUAAAAUCCCUUAAUUUGUAAUAUAGCUGGCUCAAUAUUCAGUAACAUCAAGGGGAGAUGCAACAGACAUUACAGUGUCCUCUCCCUUCGAGACCCAGCUUCUUAACGCUGGCUCGAGGUAAAGCCUCCCACUAGCAGACAUCCUUCGGGCUUCGCCGUCAUGCGCUCCUAAGUCCUUUCCGUACAGCUUGAACAAUCUGUAUGAAUCUCCUUUGGUUUCGCCGCUCAAACUCUUUGUUUGCUGUAUGUUACGUAUGAUAGAACGGACACCAUUAAGUAGGGUAAUGACAAUAGUCGACUGAAUUUCUGCCUUCCUUUCUUCGAACAUUGUGUAGCCAAAUGCUGUCACCAACUCGAAAAGGUUUGUUGGAUACUCGCUUGUUUUAUUUUCUCUUCUUCUUCUUCUUCUCUUCCACAUUCCCUGAGUGACGCCGCGCUGUCUCGUACGCGCUAGCAAGUCCCUGCCGUAGGGUCAACGCAUACUCAGUUGAUGAAGGAACAGCGUUCGGGGCUGACAUCAGUAAUUACAUCCUGUGACACUUUAAUUUCUCAUCCCGUGGAAUCGUUGACGACUUCUGUGAACCGUGGGAAGUUUUAAGUCCCAAUCAUCCUGACUCAAUAUUCAAUUGCAACGUUCUACUUAGCCCUGCGACUGUGGAUGUGGGGGUCCUUCUCGUUUUCAAUGUCCAAGAGCUUACACGUCUCUCACAUAACUUUGGACUCGAAGUCAGGAAGUCAGUUGCUUGGUCGCUCUAUAUCGCCCUUGGAAUUCCAAAACGACAGAUAAAUUCACCCACUAACCUCUCAGCUACUGUGGAAGCUUCUCGGUUCGGAACUCCAUCGGCCUGGCCAGCUGCCCCUCUGGUUCCUGGACCUUUAGCAAAGUUCGGAGAGGUGCAUGGUCGGUUCAUAUGAGAAGUUUUGGCUCGCUUGGAAAUUCUUCACUAAUUCCAAUGCGGCAAGCAGUUCUUUCUGCGUCGCACACUGACAGUAAUUCCUCUCCUUUAUUCAACAUUCGGCUGGCAUACGCAACCGGAUGCUCCACCCCAUCCUUUACCUGACUUAAGACAGCUCCAAUACCAUGUUUGCUAGCAUAUGUGUCGGCUGUAAAUCUGGUUACAACAGGACUAAGGCUUUUGAAGAUCAGGUCGUCAACAGGUCAAAUGACGCCUGGCACUCACAUGUCCAGGCAAAGUCAACAUGACCUUCAGUUAUUAGUUAAUGAAGCUGUCUGGUCAAUUGAACAAAAUUAGGAAUACAGCGUCGAUAGUAGCUGGCAAGUCCUAAGAAGCUCUUCUGUUGCAUUCUCUGGCACUGGCGAAUCACGCACGCGUUCAACCUUAGCAGGCUCAGUCUCUAUGUCACGUUGAGACAAUAUGACCCAGCUACGUGACGCUCUUCUGGAACAGUACCCAUUUACUCGUUUUGAGCUUGAGUCCAGCAGAUCUAAACUGUGGGAGCACCUCUAGCUGUUCCAGUUCCCCUACGAAUGUUUCCCUACACUUUGACGUCAUCUAAGUAAAUUGAGUAGGUUUCAAACAUGAGUCCUGACAAAGCCAGUUCCAUAUAUCUCUCAAACGGUGUUUGCGUAAAUCCAAAGGCAUGGAAGCUCACUCACAAAGACCUGAGGUAGUCAGAAAGCCGCUUUGCCACUGCUAGCGGGAACCUGCCAGUACCCCUGAAGCCAAAUCUAGCGUGCUGUACCACUUUUCUCCGGAAAGCUCACUCGAAGAGUCGUCAUUUCGAUGUAGGGAGCCUGUAGCUGCACUUGAGCUCAGAGUUGGUGUGUCCGACUGAUGAUAUUUUAAAAUUGAAGGCAAGGCUGAUCAGAUAGCUAAGGGUUGGUAAUUUACAAAUUUAUGUGCGCAAUAUUUCGACUAGACAAAACUAGUCUUCAUCAGGGGCUAGAGAAGCUAAGUGUUUUGUUGGGCUUGCAAUUUUUUUUGCUGGCGUUCUAUUUUGCGUUUGAGCUCAUCAACUAGUAUCUGAAACGGCACUCGCCUUUAAUCUCCGAGCGUAUAAACAACCAGCUUAGGUCUUCAAAGUCGUCAGGUUUAAAUGGAUUGACCGACCUUAUUGGACGCGACCACCGCUGUCAUCGAUGUAAAGGAAGAGAGAAACUCAUUCUGUGUAGAUCUAUUAAACAGUGGAACCCACUAUGGUUCAACAUGCGGCCAUCUUAAUUACGUUCGUAAAACUACAAUACAAAACAUCCCAGUGGACUGGUGAGGGUUCACGAUGGGGUUACGCUUCCAUUACAAUAUCAUUCUUAGACUCGGCAAGUUUAAGGCGCCCUUUGUAGCAGUGUCGAGGGAGAUUCGGUAACCAGUCGUGAGUCCGUGUCAAAAGGUGAGGACAUGGAAGGUCUUUUCAACGCCGCCGUCUGUGUUUAUUCCGGAGGCUUGUUUGAGCUUGUCUAUUUAGGUGUGCUGGCCUUGGUGUUUACUGGCUUUCAUCGACAACUUGAAUGUAUAAUAAUAGCCAUAAUGUUGGAUUGUAUUAAAACUAUUUAACUUUGAUUAAGUUUCUUUCAUUUCGUUCUUUUAAGAGAUUAGCCUUAAUUUUUCUUUUUACACCUAUUUUAUUCCAAACAUCGAUCGCCUACAAUACUCCUCUUGACAUAUAUGACAUAUCAGUUAUAGGUGUUCAAUACACAUGGUUUGUUAAAAUGUAGUUUGUGUGUUACAGGGAACAGACCGUAUAUAUUCCUUACUAGUCGGGUACAUCCAGGCGAAAGCAAUUCGAGUUGGGUCAUGAAAGGUAUGAAAUGAAAGUGCAUUUUUGAAAUUCUAAAAUUUCAUGAUCUGUUUUUUUGUACUUAUCUAUACGCAGCAUAGUAGUCAAGAUGUUUGUUCAUCACUUAACUUUUACAACUUGUGACUAAACUUAAGGUAGAAUGAAAGAUCUUUAGGCAACACACGCGCCACACUGUCACUUUUUAAGGAAGUUCUCUUAUUUAAAUAUCGGCUUAAUUUCACAGCCAGCACCUAGGCCCUAGUUACAUAGAAGGAAUGUGACCAUCCUAGGGAGGACAAUCCUUUAUUUUCUCUGUGUUUCGUUUGCACGAGAGUAGGUUUACUUUGACGAAAGAAUUACACUAACUGCUUUCUAGUGUAACCCUUAUAGAGGGACAACCUUUUUGACAUGCAUAAUAAUGGUCUAAGAGGUUACAGGCCAGGUCAUGGUAAAUUAAGAAUAUAAUUAAGUGUCACUAGCAACAUAUCCUGGCGUUAAACUAUUUCUUGUAAACGGGGGCUUUCUUUUGAACGUGCUAGGGUAAUCCCCCCUUAAAUGUUUUAACAACCGAAACCGUAAUUCUUACGUGCGUACGUGCGUAAAAUUUACGUUCGCAAAUAAAAUAGAAGCAAUGUAUGAAAGGUCGCUCGUAAGCGUAAAAGUAGAACCUCGCUCAACUUCACGUUUAAUCUCAACACUUUAUAUCAUGUCUAUAUUUUAUUUACGUGCGUUAACGUGAGUAGCCAAAAACGCGUCAGUGGAAAUCAACCUUAAAAGAUGAACCUCGCUCAAUUGUUACGUUUCCGUGUGACCUUUCAUACAUUGCUUCUAUUAUAUUUACACGAGUAAAAUUAACGUGUGUACGCACGGAAAAAUGACGCGACAGCGGAAAUUCACCCUUAAAGUAAGUACUUGCACCUUGUACUAAGCGGUGGCGUUAGGUUUCUGCUGAUAAAGAUAACGCGACAGUGGAAAUCAGCCCUAACGUGUACGCGCGACCUACCAUACUUGGUUUCUAUUUUAUUUCCACGCCUAAAAUUUACGUGCGUACGCACGGAAAAAAUACGCGACAGUGGAAAUCCAGCCUAACUGAUGUACGUUUUGUUUUGAUGGCAGGAGUGUUGGAUUUUCUAAUGAGUAACUUCUACACUGCCCGUCAUCUUCGGGAAACUUUUAUCUUCAAGAUUGUUCCCAUGCUCAACAUUGACGGCGUUGUUAAUGGCUGGUAAGGAAUAGGUGUACCUUAAAGCUUUUAAAACUCCGCGGCUAUUAUUGCGCCAUCUUUGUCUUACGUUUUCGUAAGGGUCCUUGCAUGCCUGAUCUAUUUGAUUGGCUACUAUACCAAUCUCGAUAUAUGUUAGAAUACUUAAUUUGCGGUUGUGCGUAGAGAAGAAAAUCUCAGUACCGCUACAAUGUUUUCUCUCGCGGUGGACACCAAUGUUGUCUGUCUUUCUCUUCUUUUUUGUUUUUUUUCUCACUCGCAGGAGAUAAUUUGUCUAGAGUAGCCAAACACGUUGUUUGUGUUUCUUUAGAGAUUAAUCAUAAAGUAAUUUGUUAUGUAAUUCAUCAACUAGCCUCCCCGCAGACGUCCUUUGGGGUUCGUUUGUCACGCAUGCGUGACAAACGAACCCCAAAGGACGUCUGCGGAGAGGCUAUUCAUCAACAAGAUACUCGCAAGAGCGGUCGUCGGUCAUCUCCAGGUGUACUGAGUACUCAGCGACUUUUGGCGUGAAACAUUUUUAUUGUUAGAUGUAAUGGGACUUCGGAGUGGCCAAUGAGAGUGCGUGCGGUUGAGGACAAAUUAAAUGCCAGCCUUACAACAAAGAAUUGUAAUUAACUAUAUGCAACCUUGCAUUGCAGUCACCGAUGCUCUUUAUCAGGUGAUGAUUUGAACAGACGCUGGAUCUAUCCUAGCAUGCUACUCCAUCCUACUAUAUAUCACGUGAAGGGUUUACUCCUGUAUCUCCAGUCAAUAGAAAAGACGCCUUUGGUGAGUUUGACCUCGCUAAUGCGCGGGUCUUGACAAACUGCGUGGUGUAUUCUAUCACUUAUAAGACGGAGAUUCCGUUAAAAUACAUUUUUAUACUGCCUAACAAUAUUUUGUACAGUGGAACCUCGAUAUAACGAAGAGCUAAAGGUUCUUUUUUAUACGUUUCGUAAUUACUGGGGUAAAGAAAAUCGUUCGUUAUACCGAGGACCUCGUUAUAUAGAGGUUCGUAAUAUGGUGUUUCCACCGAAAAUGAGGAUAUGCACCAGUCUUAGGACGACAAACCAGAAGAUUAGUCUACAGCAGAGAAUCUAGAUAUAAAAGACAACAAUAACGCAGAGCUACAAAUAACAUUCGGUCACGGUCAUAUUCGGCUAAACCUGGCCAAUUAAGACGAAAUCCUACCUCGGACGGAUCAAAAGCCGAUGACGAUAUAGUACAUGAAACAAGAAAAUACGGUCUGAACGACUGGAGUUUCCUGUCAUUGUUGUAUUGUGCUAUUUGUAUUUUGGUGAUUGGCGGAGUGAGUUGGUUGGGUGUGAUCCCAGGUUUAUGUUAUUGUGAGCUAACCCUUGAUAAUGUGAUACAUACAUACACUGUUUACAGGUAGUCAUUACAAGGAGGAUCAUGAGGUUAUCCCUAUAUUAAGAUCUCUCCUUAUAGAUAACCCACCCAGCCCAGGAAAGGUUGGCCACACCACCGGGGUCUACUUCCCCUACAUGAUCAAGUAGUUAUCACUCGUCAAAACGUUAAAACGGUUAAUCGUAGACGUGUUCAUUCGAGAACUCAUCGUAUUUACGCCAGCAAAGGGUGUUUAUAGAAAUCGGAAACAGGCUUGUGGAAAAUUGACUUUAGCAAGACGGGCUUUAGUUGUGGUCGAUCUAAAUCAUCCAGACAGCCUCGAUUUUAAACAGCGCUUGACAAAACAGCUUUGGUGCGAAUGCGGUAUAAGUAUUACAGUACGUCCUACAAAUUUGGCAAAACCUUCGCGAUGUGGGCUAAGUAGGCGGUUCUAUUACCUGUAAUAACACUGAUGGUAAUUGUUGAUUGUAGGUUUAUUGUGACUUCCACGGCCAUUCACGUAAGAAAAACGUGUUUAUGUACGGCUGUAGCACGGCUGCUACUCUGGCAGCAAGUUCAUCUAGUUCAGCUGACAUUGAAAGUGAUUUGGUGGAUUCAGUGAGGGAGCGUGUAGCAGAGCUGUCUGGCUCCGACUCCACCAGUAGUAUGGAUCCGAGUGAUGUGGACGAAGAUCCCGGAUAUAGGGCGAGUAUUGUUAAAAUCUACAGCCAGUUAUAGUUAGCUAUUCUUGUUUUUGCUCUGAAGCAUCUGAAUUCCCUGCUUCUGAUUGGCCAAAAAAGUCAAAAGCAGGGAUUUCAAUUGUUUCUUGGGUAAGUUUAGUAAAAUGCAAUUUCCCAGGGGUUUUCCCGUACUUUAAACAAAAUCUAAGUACCAUAUGUACUUAUUACGGCACUCAAAUCUAACGUGUCAGUGUUGUCUAUUAUUUAUUUAUUUUUUGCAGACAUUACCUCGCGUGCUUCACAAUAUCGCACCAGCGUUCUCAUUAGGCAGCUGUAGUUUUAUUGUAGAGCAGUCUAAGGAAUCGACCGCCAGAGUUGUAGUGUGGAGAGAGAUUGGAGUGGUGAGAAGCUACACAAUGGAAAGUACAUAUAGUGGCUGUGAUCAAGGGCCGUACAAGGUUUGUACCUGGUAUCUAAACACACCAUUAUAGAUCUAGCCGGAUUUUUGAAAAUGAAUGUACCGAAAUUUGCAUUCAUAUCCACUUGAGUGGAAAGGGGCCAAUAGGCAGGUUUUUGCCUCCGAUAAAACGCGAAAAUGAAAAUCACAGAAGCGAAGAAAAGGGAAAGAAAAAAUAGAAAGAUUGAGGAGAGAGAAAGGAUGAGAAGAGAAAAUGGGCAAUGGUUGCACUCUUAGUGUUCAUAUUGGCUACUUAACUGCUUGAAGAAAGAGCGAGGUCUAUUCGGCGCUAAUGUUUUUAAAGUUCCAGCCAGAGAUAACAGGCGUGUCUGAUGUCGUUGAUCCAAAAGGGACGGUUACUAUCUGGGCAGGCUAGAAUACCUUCCAAAAAAGCAAUUGUUCAAGUGACAUGGGAAACAGAUAUCCUAGACAUGCACUAUUUGCGGGUGACAAGGGGAACCCGCAGUCCUAAUCUCCAGGCUGCUUUUACGCGUGCAAAGCAAGUACGGCACGUAUAUAGACAGCUUCGUUUGGACGUCCACGAAAUAGAAACGGAAUGCGCAGAACGCAAUCUGAUCAAGCUUGUUUAGACCUUCUAUCACGUAAAACUACGCAAGGCACAGCGUUGGAGCGAGGAGCGUUUUGACCACCUUAUAUUUCUUUGUUUACGAUUUAGGCAAACUGUGUCCAUUUAAAGUGAAUCUCAACAGUUGAGAAAAAGAGUUGAAUAAUUUAAAACGUGAUGUUUAAGGACGUAACAGUGUAUUUUAAGUAAGAGGAAUUUGUGACUUUCUCUUGUCACUUAGUUGAUAAUAUCAAUACUAGGCUCUUACUGGUUAAGAACCUCUUUUUUAAAAGUAUAAAAUAAGUGAUUAAGCGUGCUUUGGUAUGUCAAGUUACGGGUGGGGUUGCUUUUUCUCUCAAAGGGUUAUCAUGUGGGAACAAGAGAGCUUGAGGAGAUGGGUCGCUUCUUCUGUGCUGGCCUGCUUCGUGUUGGCCGCUCGUUCUUCUACCGUAAUAAUCAGAUGUCGAAUGACAGCGCGAGUGAAAUGCACACUGCGGAUAGCUCUUGGUAAGUGAUUGUUAACAGUUCAGUAUCAAAUCGUCGAUUAAAAGCGUGUAAAACUGUUAAUGUUGCAUGCCCUAGCCCAUUCACCUUGCUUGUCUUGCAAUCACCUCUCCUCGCCUCCGUAGUUGUUUCCACUUAUACUCAGUUUAAGAGGCAGUCUCCCUAAAAGCGGUCCACUCGAUUUCGCGACAAAAAAUACUUUUCCUUUAUUUUUUGUCGGUGAAGAGGCUUUAGUAGGUGUAUACUAAAAUCGCUAUUUUUGUUUGCAAAUUCUUAUUCUUAGCUCUGCUACAAGCCAAAAACGAAUUGAGUCCGUCCCGGUUUCUCAGAGAGUGUUUCGAAGACUAAAAUUGAUGGAUUUUGAAAAGCGCGUUGCAAACAAACGAAUGCCCGCACAAAAAAUCUGUUCGAUUCAGUUUUUCAAGUUAACCUUCGAUAGUUCACAGGCUAAAUAAAAAUAUCUUUGAUCAAAACAUGUUCAAGUUACAGUGGUUCAAAGAAUACCUAUUUUGCAGGCUUAAUCCAAACCCUGAAAGUAAGGAAGAUUUGAGGGAAAAUAUCUCAAAAGUUGCGGCCUAAAUCUGGUUUAAAAAUCAUAUCAAAGUAAAGUUUUAAGCUUAUUUUUUUGGUUUAUAGGCUCAGACUUGCGGGUAUCUUCUGGGAUUGCAACCAACAGUAGAUUAUAAUCUGCCAUUUUGCGUAUUUGCAUAAUUACUGGCCGUGUCAGAUGUCAUGAUUGUACAGGUUAAAAGUUCCAUGAAAUUGCCUCUUUUGACACUUGAAUUCGUCUCCGACCUCUAAAAGAGAGUAAUUAAGCUUCUUUAAGUACUUUUGAAUCGAAAGAGAUAUACUAACAGGGAUGGUCAUGCAUGUUACUGAUAACCACGAUCAACUGGCGGGCGCCGUCGUCUUGUAACUACCUGCACUGAACAGUAAACAAUGUUUUUAAUAGAAUUCUCGAGAUCAGAAGUUGAUCCAAGCGCUCUAAGUAAUGAAAAUAAAUAUCACUACCCCGGGAUAAAAAACAUGUACAAGAAAGGCAACGUAGAAUUUUAAGUUCUUUCCGCAAUUUCAGAGUGAAUUUCACCGCGGUGCAUAAAGGUUCAUAAAUUAUAGUAAUAAUCAGGCUGUUUAAAAACGUUUGACGCACAACAAAAACAAUUAGUCCUUUACCGUCUUAUCUGUUCUCGGUAAAUAAGACGCUUACCUUUACUUUAGAUUCUUGAUGGAAGAAUUCUAUCCAGGCAGCUGAAGUUAUGCAGUUUCGUUAAUUUUCAAAAUGAAAUCAUAGCGUGAUAGUGUCACGUAAUGUUAUGGUCACGUGGCUACGUAACCCGUCGGCGGCCAAAAUCUUUGUGACAAACGAAAUUUCUGUUUCUCUCCAGACAAAAAAAGCCCUAAUUGAAUGAGUUUUUCCUCCUUAAAUUGCACAAAAUGCGUAUCACACCAAGGAAUUUGUAUUGGUAAAGUUUUUUUUUUUUUAUUUUUUAUCGCGCGACCCGAUGAGGAGGGGCAGGCAACCUCUCCCUUCGAAUCACUUUUUGACUCCCCCCCCAACUCUCGGUCUAUCGAAUGUUCAAAUCGAUCGCACAGCAAAAUACGCCUUGCAAGCUAUAUUAAUCGCUUCCUUUAAAACGUUUUCAAAAAUCACGUUAGCAUGCCAGCAAGGUGUAAGGUUGGCUUUAGGUGCAUUUUUUGAACCCUCUUUUAUCCGUUCAUUUCAUCUUAUAUAUAUAUGGUACAUUUCUAACAUUGAGGAACAGUAUAAAGGAUUAGAGAGGUGACCUACCAACCCUUUUGCCCCAACCUGCCAGUUCGCUAAUUGUAAUUGUUGCACAUGAGCAUUCAUUUCUCGGACUUGGCAAAGCAUAAUUUUUAGAGCAAAAUUUGAUUCCUGUUUUUCAAGUUUGUUGCUUAAAGAAGUGAAAUCGCACAAUUGAGAUUAGGAACCUGGUAGGGUGGCCUGUGCUACCUGGUCUCUAAUCCCUUAUGCUGUCAACUUAGAAGUCCCAUAUAAGAGGCCAAAAUAGGUAGUACGACAAAAACGUUUCCAAAGAACGGAUGUAAUUAUAAUAGUCUUUAAAAAUGCACCUACAGGGAGUCUUGUAGUUUCCAUGUAGAGUAUUUAAUGUGACGUCUUGUUGACAUACGGGUUACGCGAUUUUGACGUUCUAAAGGAGAGAGGUCUGGCCGGGGGUUUUGGGUUUUCAGGUAUCUGGGCUCAAUUUUGUUCAGGUUUGCGGAAUUUCAGUGCCACGAUAAGGAUAUAAAUUAUCUUUUUUUCUAAACUUUUGAUAUUAAGACAGAAUUUUUUAUGUAAAUAUACGUUGUCACACUGAUCAAAAUAUGCUGACCAAAAGUUCGCAUGGGCUGGCAAAAGAGGGAAUCUACCGGAUUAGACUUGCAUGACCGAACUGCAGUGAACCGAAAGUUAUACAGUUCAUCUGGGUGUGUUGUUUUACAGCAAACUGUCUCAUAAUCCCGAUUUCUUCCAAAUUGCACCAAUAUUGCUUGAUGAAGCGUGUAUGAAGUACCGUUCUUCCAGUUCAAGUGGCUUUCUGUGUGUCAAAAUAUCGAAGAAUAUAUUCCAGUACUUGUUGUAGGAUCUGAUGGGCCACCUAAGCCCAAGAAAAAUUAAGAAGUGCCACUGUCAAUUUCCAUCUACGUCCCAAACUUUUUCUUGAUGAAGCUUAAUGCUAAAAAGGGUAAAGAGCCACGGUUGUGUUUCAUAAAGGGACCCUCAGCUACCCCCUUUACGAAUUGAUCAACAAGUACUCAAAACAGUUCGUUCGCACAAGGUUCGAGGCAGCGGGGAGGGAGGUAUCUCCCAGGAAAUUGGUGCAGUGGACCUGUGGCUAUCUGCAUCGCUGUCUUACGUUCCGUCCUAGAGUACAAUGUUUCGUGGCUUGAUAUAACGCCCUUCCUGCCCAUCUGCCUUUAAUAAUAUGCGAGCUUUAAGGAUAAUAUACCUCCGGAAGCUUUACAAUUUGCUAGAGUCGUUAGAGUUGAGGACAGGCGCAGUGGGCUCUGUAUGAGCACUGUAUUGUCACCUGUGAUUAAAGAUCAUUUAUCUAUAUAUUUUAUUUGUUUAUUUAAUAUUUAAUAUUCACAGUAUUCUUCAGUCGAUUUAACCACAUCUUUUACUUAAAUUGUUCUCUCAGAACACGUAGCCUUUCUUGCGUCCACUAUUUCCAAGGGCCUGCUACGCAGGCUAAGAACACUAUAGAAAUCAGGGCGUCUCUGGGGAAGCAUGCCGCCUUAUCCCGCCCGUAGCGACUCGCUCCUUGUCCUUGGACGCUAAUACUAGAUUCUGGGAUAAAUAAAAAAGGUUGGACGGCCUGUCUCAGUCGGGAAAUACCUUAUUUAGGUAUAUAGUAUUCUUUUUCAAGGUAAUUUCAGGCAUUCGGUAUCAAAAGUUUUACAAAUCUUUAGCUCUAUUGGUAUCUUAUGUGGACAAAAGCGGGUAUAUUGGUAUCCCACGUCCCCCACCCUCACCCUCUCUAUGCGCGCCGGGCCUGAAAAUAUGGAAGGGCGGAGUCCAUGCCGUGAAAAUAGUGAUUCAUUACCAAUACAAAUUCCUUGGUGAGAUACGUUUUUUGUGCAAUUUAAGGAGGAAAAACUCAUUCAAAUAGGGCUUUUUAUCACAAAGAUUUUGGCCGCCGACGGGUUACGUAGCCACGUGACCAUAACAUUACGUGACACUAUCACGCUAUGAUUUCAUUUUGAAAAUUAACGAAACUGCAUAACUUCAGCUGCCUGGAUAGAAUUCUUCCAUCAAGAAUCUAAAGUAAAGGUAAGCGUCUUAUUUACCGAGAACAGAUAAGACCGUAGAGGACUAAUUGUUUUUGUUGUGCGUCAAACGUUUUUAAACAGCUUGAUUAUUACUAUAAUUUAUGAACUUUUAUGCACCGCAGUGAAAUUCACUCUUAAAUUGCGGAAAGAACUUAAAAUUCUACGUUGCCUUUCUUGUACAUGUUUUGUAUCCCGGGGUAGUGAUAUUUAUUUUCAUUACUUAGAGCGCUUGGAUCAACUUCUGAUCUCGAGAAUUCUAUUAAAAACAUUGUUUACUGUUCAGUGCAGGUAGUUACAAGACGACGGCGCCCGCCAGUUGAUCGUGGCUAUCAGUAACAUGCAUGACCAUCCCUGUUAGUAUAUCUCUUUCGAUUCAAAAGUACUUAAAGCAGCUUAAUUACUUUCUUUUAGAGGCCGGAGACGAAUUCAAGUGUCAAAAGAGGCAAUUUCAUGGAACUUUUACCCUGUACAAUCAUGACAUCUGACACGGCCAGUAAUUAUGCAAAUACGCAAAAUGGCAGAUUAUAAUCAACUGUUGGUUGCAAUCCCAGAAGAUACCCGCAAGUCUGAGCCUAUAAACCAAAAAAAUAAGCUUAAAACUUUACUUUGAUAUGAUUUUUAAACCAGAUUUAGGCCGCAACUUUUGAGAUAUUUUUCCUCAAAUCUUCCUUACUUUCAGGGUUUGGAUUAAGCCUGCAAAAUAGGUAUUUUUUGAACCACUGUAACUUGAACAUGUUUUGAUCAAAGAUAUUUUUAUUUAGCCUGUGAACUAUCGAAGGUUAACUUGAAAAACUGAAUCGAACAGAUUUUUUGUGCUGGCAUUCGUUUGUUUGCAACGCGUUUUUCAAAAUCCAUCAAUUUUAGUCUUCGAAACACUCUCUGAGAAGCCGGGACGGACUCAAUUCGUUUUUGGCUUGUAGCAGAGCUAAGAAUAAGAAUUUGCAAACAAAAAUAGCGAUUUUAGUAUACACCUACUAAAGCCUCUUCACCGACAAAAAAUAAAGGAAAAGUAUUUUUUGUCGCGAAAUCGAGUGGACCGCUUUUAGGGAGACUGCCUCUUAACCUUGACUUUGAAACGCCCCCUCUGGACAACUUUCAGUCCUAGCGUACAUCCAUCCAUUCGCUUUUUGAACCUCAUGGCAACGGCCAAAACAGUGCGUCUCAACUGCCCUGCUACGCCAUUGGAGAGCAGAUGAUGUUCAAACAGGUGUACCGAUGUACAUUACUCGCUCUGUUUUGUUACCUUGUUGGUGUGAACAUCUUGUUUCUAAUGUAUUGAGAAAGCUUGAUUGCUGCUUAUCAAAGUGCUAUAAUGUUAAAAUGUUCUACCCUUUUCCUCCAAAGUUGGUCUCCUCUCUGGAACUGCCCUCUAUCUACAAGGUGACCUUUGUCGAGACACUCGGCUGUAUACACAAGUCAGUGGCACAAAGAUGCCUUUGUAGAGGAGCUAAGAUAGGAACCUUCGUCAUACACAGGCUUCUCCGUCCUUAGUUUUCUGGCUUGCUUAUUUCAACCCAAUUUUUAUAAGUGAACGACUUUGAAUUUGGAAUGGGUUGCCCCCCCCCCCCUCCCCCUCUACUUGAAAAUGUAAAUGACCCUCUAAGUUGGUCCUUAAAGACGCAGGUCAUCGUAGGCCCUUUAAAUGGUGGACAUUUUGGUUCCUGGAAAUUCAAAAGUCCUUUUGAUAAGUUCUGAGUACUGACUUUGGUUAUGGACGGCAAAGGAUAGGUAUUUUCUUUUGGGGUGCGUGCGUCCAAAGGUAUUGAUGCUUUGCGAAACAAAGGUGACAUCAAACAAACAAACAUUUUAAAACAUUCAAUACUCACCCAACAAAAGACGCUUUAUUGAAUUCUGGUUUGUUGGUUUUUUUUUUCUCAGGAUACGAACAAGUGAGCUUUUCGUUCCUUGUGAGCUGGUUAGUAGUGGAGUUGUAAUCUAAGCUUCCAUUUGAUGCGUGUACAAAAGCAAGAAGAAGCGCGCAAACCGGGAAAACGGAGGUCUCUUAGUUACGUAAUGAAAUUAGCAGGCAUGUAGUUAUAAUGGUCAUAUAACGCGCAUACAGUAUAUACCCGAGUAUAACAAAGCCAACCCAGAAGAGGGCUUAUUUUUUAAAGGAAUCAUGAAUUCUAAGGAAGGAAACCUGUAGCUUUUUUGGGUUAAAUAUUUGCAUCAAGAAUGGAUAAUCACAAAGGAAAGUACCCUACAGUACUCGGUGGGUGUCGUCAGGUUUGGAAAGCCUGAAACAGGAAAACGUUGGAACUACUCGUGAUUAAACAAAUCGGACUCCCUCUACGCGGUCGUCCGAUUUUGUUUAUCACUCGUAUGACUAAAGACCGAAUUGGACUCCACUAAGUACAUUACGAAUGGCGGGGAAAAUGUGUUCUUUGUAACAGGGUUUGUUAUAUGGGGGUCCUUUUCGGUUAAUUUCUUUCAUGAUAACUGGGGUAAAGGGUGUCGUCAAUUUGGGUUCUCCAUUGUCAAUGGGCUCGCUGUAGGAUAUCGGGGUUCCGCUUUAGUUUUGAUGAGGAACCAUUGUUGCCAUACGGUUUUUUUAGGGAAGGGGAAAUAGUGCUGAAAGUUAUAUUAAAGUUCACGCAGUAGUUGUUGUAUUCAAAGUUAAGAGAGAAAACUGACGACAGAAAUGCGUCUUGAAAAGACAAAACUAACUCAAAGGUCCAUUUAUAGUAGCCUUGUAGUGUUUGUCCACAUCCCACGGGCUUCUCUCAGCAAAUAUACUUUGCUCUUUUGUCGCCACGUGAUCUCAGUUCAGUCACGUGAUCAGAAGUGGUUGUAUAUGAUGAAGGAGGUCCUAUAGAGCGUUUUCACGUGACGUCACGGGAGCCAUAUUGGUGUUCCAAAACAAUGAAACGGUGGCCAUGUCGGUGUACACAGAAAAUACU